Molecule: messenger RNA, 1554 nt
Organism: Daldinia caldariorum
Lineage: Eukaryota; Fungi; Ascomycota; Sordariomycetes; Xylariales; Hypoxylaceae
Product: MFS general substrate transporter
Exons: 9
Coding region: 1-1554 (517 amino acids)
Biological process (GO): transmembrane transport
Cellular component (GO): membrane
Molecular function (GO): transmembrane transporter activity
Source: RefSeq, a predicted model, not a curated record
AUGACGAGCGAGAAAAGCGACCUCGAGAAAGCGGUCUCGGCCGAGGAGACUACUACUACUACCGCUGCCGACAAAGAUGGCGACGAGAAGUCUACUACUGUCCACGGCCUGCCCGACGUCGCGGACCUGACGCAGGCGAACAUGAGGGGGCUGAGGAUGCCGGAGAUCAUAGCGAGGUUGACGCCGGAGCAGCGGCUCGAGUUGGAGACGCGACUGAGGCGGAAGAUCGACUGGCGAUUGCUCCCGAUGAUCAUCCUCAUCAACAAUAUCGCGGCCGCGAAGCUCGCGGGUCUACCUGAAGAUUUGAAUUUGGAUCCGAACGCGAGCGAAUUCCAGACCGCUGUGAGCAUCCUAUUCGUCGGCUACCUGCUCAUGCAGAUACCGUCGAAUUUAUUCCUAAACAAGAUCGGAAAGCCGGCUAUUUACCUCCCAGCAUGCAUGAUGAUAUGGGGUGUUAUCUCGGCUGCUACGGCGGCUGUGACUAACUUCGGCGGCCUCAUCGCUGUCCGCUUCUUUCUGGGGUUUAUCGAGGCGGCUUAUUUCCCCGGAUGCCUGUAUUACUUGAGUUAUACCCGUAAAGAACUCGGACUGCGCACAGCGUUCCUCUACUCGGGGGCUCUAAUCUCCGGCGCAUUUUCGGGCUUGAUCUCGGCGGGGAUAACGCAGAACAUGGACGGCGCGAGAGGGUUAGGUGCUUGGCAGUGGCUGUUCGUGAUCGAGGGUGUCAUCACCGUCGGCGUCUCGUUCGCCGCCUUCUGGAUCCUGCCCAACUUCCCGCGGACGACCUCGUGGCUGAGCGAGGAGGAGAAGGCCCUCGCUAUCUGGCGCUUGGAGGAGGAUAUCGGCGAGGACGACUGGAUCGAUAGCGAGCAUCAGUCGUUGUGGACGGGUGCUAGGUUGGCUUUUGCGGACUUGAAAACUUGGGUCUUGUUGUUUCUUCUCUUCGGUAUCGUUGCUAGCGGCUCCGUGACGAACUUCUUCCCGGCCGUGGUCAAGACCCUGGGCUACAGCAACGUCAUCACGCUCCUCCUGACGUGUCCUCCAUAUGUGCUUACCGUUAUAACCACUUUCAUAAACGCCUGGCACGCCGACAGGACCGGUGAGCGCUACUUUCAUAUCAUGAUACCGCUGUUCGUCGCCCUGGCAGCAUUUAUCCUCGCCGCAGCGACAACCAGUUUAGCACCUCGGUAUGUGGCUAUGAUGCUCAUGGUCCCGGGUGUCUACUGCGCCUUCGUCGUUGCCCUCGCCUGGAUCAGUAACACGCUUCCCCGCCCGCCGGCCAAGCGCGCGGCGGCGCUCGCCUUCAUCAAUGCCGUGUCCAACGCCUCGAGCAUCUACGCCUCGUACAUGUACGAGGACCGGAUGGCGCCGCGCUACGUCAUCGCGAUGUCGGUAAACUGCGGGACCAUCUUCCUGUCUAUGGUUUCGGCUACGGUUCUGAGACUUAUACUCGUCAGGCUGAAUAGGAAGCUCGAUCAGGGAAUCUAUGUUAAGGGCGCCAUUAAUGCGCUGCCGGGCACCGCGGCUGAGCACGGGUUUAGAUUUAAGGUCUGA